AUGCCUCCAGAUGUUCCUAGUAUUGGUAGUGAUAGUGUAACUUUUCUAAAUUGGCAAAGACUAUUUGAGGAUGAACAUAAAAAGAUUGGGGAACGUUUUCAGCGUCAUCAGUGUAGACCAGUGUGUCAUAAGGGAUAUAGUAGCAGCAGUAAUUGUAGGUUUGGUUAUCCACAUGAAGUUAUUGAAAGUUCUAGAUUUGAUGUUAAGGAAAAUUCAAUAAUAUUUGCACGUAGAGAAAGUGAUGUCAAUGGUCACAACCCUGAUUUAUUAGUAUAUACUAGGCACAAUCACGAUAUAAAGUGUAUAUUGUCAGGAAAGGCUGCAAAGGCUGCAAUGUUUUAUAUAUCCGAUUAUAUUACCAAAAUGCCCUUAAGCACAGAUAUCUUAUUAUCAACAUUG
Messenger RNA from Lentinula edodes (shiitake mushroom), 399 nucleotides. RefSeq lists its product as uncharacterized. The transcript has a single exon. The annotation marks the transcript as partial. Lineage: Eukaryota; Fungi; Basidiomycota; Agaricomycetes; Agaricales; Omphalotaceae. The record is from RefSeq and is a predicted model, not a curated record.